This is a messenger RNA of Aureobasidium musti, 2640 nucleotides long. NCBI's taxonomy places the organism in Eukaryota, Fungi, Ascomycota, Dothideomycetes, Dothideales, Saccotheciaceae. The record is from the annotation of a GenBank genome assembly.
AUGAAGACGACGUGGAAGGAUAUCGCGCCUGUGCCGACGUCGCAGGAGUUCUUGGACAUUGUCCUGAGCAGAACCCAGAGAAGAUUGCCGACUCAGAUCAGAGCGGGUUUCAAGAUUUCGAGAAUCAGAGAACGCAAGACUAACCAGAUUCAUANNGCGUUCUACAUGCGCAAGAUCAAGUUCACCUGCGAAACCUUUGCCGAAAAGAUCCAAGCCGUCCUCGAUGGAUUCCCUCGUCUCGCCGACAUCCACCCUUUCCACAAGGAUUUGCUCAACACCCUUUACGAUGCUGACCACUUCCGCAUUGCCCUCGGUCAGCUGUCCACCGCAAAGCACUUGAUCGAGACAGUCGCCCGCGAUUAUGUCCGUCUCGUCAAGUACGGUCAGUCGCUCUUCCAGUGCAAGCAGCUCAAGCGCGCUGCUCUCGGUCGCAUGGCCACAAUCUGCAAGCGUCUGAAGGACCCACUUCUCUAUCUCGAGCAGGUUCGCCAGCACUUGGGUCGUCUUCCCUCCAUCGACCCCAACACCCGCACUCUCCUCAUCUGUGGUUACCCCAACGUCGGAAAGUCGAGUUUCCUCAAGAACAUCUCCCGCGCAGAUGUCGACGUCCAGCCCUACGCCUUUACAACGAAGAGUUUGUUUGUUGGUCACUUCGACUACAAGAUGCUGCGUUUCCAGGCCAUCGACACUCCCGGUAUUCUGGACCACNCCCUGGAAGAGAUGAACACUAUCGAAAUGCAGUCGAUUACUGCUAUUGCUCACUUGCGUUCCGCCAUUCUCUACUUCAUGGAUUUGUCUGAGCAGUGUGGUUACUCUGUCUCGGCUCAAAUGCAGCUUUUCCAGUCCAUCAAGCCUCUUUUCGCCAACAAACUCGUUUUCGUCGUCAUCAACAAGAUCGAUGCCAUGCGCCCCGAGGACCUCGACCCCGAGACCCAGCAAGCUCUUGCUGAGAUGUGCAAGUCCGACAACGUUGAGAUGCUCCAACUUUCCUGCACAACCACCGAAGGUCUCAUGAACGUCCGUAACGCCGCUUGCGACCGUCUUCUCGCCGAGCGUAACGCACAGAAGCUCAAGGCUGGUACCAACGCUUCUGGUGAAGUCACUGGUCGUCUCAACGACGUUCUCCGCCGUAUUCACGUCGCCCAACCCAUGGGUGGUGUUGUUCGCGAAACCUUCGUUCCCGACGUUGUCAAGACCAGAGUCAAGUACGACAAGGCAGACCCCAACCGCAUUACCCUCAUGCGCGACAUCGAGGAGGAGAACGGUGGUGCUGGUGUCUUCAACAUCAACCUCAAGGAGAAGUGGAUGCUCGAGAACCCCGACUGGCGCGAGGACAAGAUGCCCGAAUUCCUCGACGGAAAGAACGUUUACGACUUUGUCGACCCCGAAAUCGAGACCAAGCUCGCCGCUUUGGAAGAGGAGGAAGCCCGUCUCGAGGCAGAGGGCUACUACGACAAAUCAGAGGACGAGGUCGAGGACGCCGACGACGCAGACAUUAAAUACAAGGCAGAGCUCAUCCGUGAGAAGCGCCAGCUCAUCCGCAACGAAGCCAAGAUGCGCAAGUCGCUCAAGAACCGCGCUGUCAUCCCCCGCAGCAAGAAGGCCGUCCAACUCGAGAAGAUGGAGAGAGGUCUCGAGGCUCUCGGCCACGACUCCACAUCCAUUUCCGAGCGUGCUCGUGCUCGUUCGCAAUCUCGUCCUCGCGGUCGCUCAGAGGCUGUCGAAGACGCCGACAUGAUGGAUGUCGAUGGUGGCGACGCACCCGCCAAGCACCGCAACAGCAUUUCUCGCGCCAUGUCUCGCACUCGAAGUGUUAGUCGCAUGAACAGACGCGAGGACGGUGUUACUAACGAGGUUGCCCGCACCAAGGCCGAGCGUCUGCACAAGCUGGGACAGAAGAAGAUGAACCGCAGCGCCAGACAGGGAGAGGGUGAUCGUCACACAACUGCCUCGCUCGCCAAGUGGCUCACUGCUGGCAUCAAGCGUGUCCCGUGGUCUCUCUCUGUUCUCCUUUGCACGACCAAGUUGAUUCCCAUCGACGAGGACGACGACACACCGGUCAACAUACUCAAGAUGGCUGAUGGUAUCUCCGAAGCAAACGCUGCCCAAUCUACUCAGGACGCUGCCUCCCCUCCUGAUGGAGACUCUGCUGCUCGCCCAGAGCACCCCAACCUCAGCGAAGUUCUGCUGGCCGAAUUGACCAGAUUCUUCAGUCUCUGCGACGCAGUCGACAUGGUCGCCUACAAAAGAGACGUCUUGAAUGCAAUCGCAGAUGUCGACUUUGCAGCUGUCUCCAGCCAUGAACAAGCCUCUAAUGUCGACAUGCACACCAUCAACCUCGAUGUCCUGGAUUCUCUUGACGACCAUGACGAAUGGUUGCGUCUCACCAAUGCAGCACUGCAAAACCUUCCUGAGAUCUAUCACCUGACUCGUGAUGUCAUCAUACGCGAGGAGGAAUUGACCGCUAUCGAAAGAAAUAUCAGGGAUAGGUUUGGUGUUGAGUUGGUGGAGAAUUUUCAGGCUGAGAUGGUGCAGCGGUUUGAGGAGGUGACGAGAAUUCUGGCAUUCAAUCGCAAUGCUAUGUUCGAGAGUUGUCGUGCUAUCUUGGCUGCUGCAAGAACUGCUCCUGCAAGUUCCUAG